Molecule: messenger RNA, 3207 nt
Organism: Pseudomyrmex gracilis
Lineage: Eukaryota; Metazoa; Arthropoda; Insecta; Hymenoptera; Formicidae
Product: pyruvate dehydrogenase phosphatase regulatory subunit, mitochondrial-like
Exons: 12
Coding region: 323-3037 (904 amino acids)
Cellular component (GO): mitochondrion; cytoplasm; mitochondrial matrix
Molecular function (GO): oxidoreductase activity; protein binding
Source: RefSeq, a predicted model, not a curated record
AGACAAUUUUGAUGGAUAAUUAGUUAACAACCGUUUUUUUUUUUUUCAUUUUGAUCAUUUCGUUUAUGUAAUAUUUUUAAAUUGUUUAAAUUCGAAAAUGCAAAUGCAAUUAUUAGAAUUCAAAUAACAGCGCGAUUUACCAAAUCGUGACGGACUAAUCAGAAAUCGGAAAACCCUUUGCUCAUGUCCAGACUCUUAAAGGUCUCUACUUUAAAGUUCCUUCACCCUGUUUGAAAACGCUACUUGUUUCUGUAUUACAGAGAUUUUUUUGAUACAUCUAGAGCCGACUGUAUUUUUUUUAAGUAUAUUACAUAUUCGUUUGAUGUUAAAGCAACUUUAUCAAAAAUGUGUUCCGCUAAGUUUUGGGAUCAAAAGUGUGAAGGGUUAUGUCAACACUCGUUGUAUAAUCUACAGAGAUGAGGUUUUUUUACGACGUUUAUCGACGACUGAGUAUAAGCUGUCAUCCAGCGAAAAGGAUUUGUCUAAAAGCCCCCCUGACUUGCCGUCUCAAUCGCAAAUCAUCAUUGCCGGUGCUGGCACAGUCGCUAAUUCAGUCGCCUAUCACUUGAUUCUUAAUGGUUGGAACGAUGUUCUUGUUUUGGAGCAAAACACAAUUGGCAGCGGAUCUUCACACUUUGGCUCUGGCACUCUUGGUCUCUUCAAGCCCAUCUCUCGCAGGAACUUGAUUGCAUACAGUAUCAAAUUGUAUCAACAGUUGCAAGAGAUGGGCUAUGAUAUAGGGUUAAAACAAUGUGGUAGUAUAAAUUUGGCACAAACUAAAGAUAGGAUGGUGGCUUUAAAAAGAAGAGUAGCGUACAAUGUGCCAACUGGGCUGCAUUGCGAAGUUUUAGGUAAAGAAGAAUUAAAGAGACUACAUCCUUAUUUACAUACUGAUGAUCUAGAAGGAGCAAUUUGGGUGCCAGAAGAUGCCGUUGCUAAUAUCAAUGCAAUUUGUAAGAUCUUAGCAAAGCUGGCAAAACAAGGAGGAGCACGAUAUAUUGAACACUGCUACGUAGAAGAAGUAAAGACUGAGAAAGGUGCUGUUAAAAGUGUCAAGACUGAAUAUGGUACCGUUUCCUGCGAGUAUUUUAUUAACUGUGCAGGAAUGUGGGCUCGAGAGCUGGGAUUAAGAUGCACACCACCUGUCAGAAUUCCUGCAUAUCCCGCGGAACAUUUAUAUGCAAUUAUACCCCCUUUGUCAUCGCAAAUGAGCACAUCUUUGCCGUAUGUUCGAGAUUUUGAUUCGUACUCUUACUUUAGAGAAUGGCAAGGUGGACUACUACUCGGCUGGUUUGAGCCUGAUGCAAAAUCUGCAUUUGGAAGUGGCAAUGUCCCUACAAAAAAUUGGACAGAUUACGUGAAAAGUGAUCAGACUCAUUGGCAGCCAUUGUGGGACAAAGCUGUGCAUAGAUUGCCGAUCUUGAAAGAAGUGAAACAUCUCAACAUAUAUAAUUGUCCUGACAAUUUUACUUCUGAUGGUAGAUGGAUAUUGGGGGAAAGUCCCGAAGUGAAGAAUUAUUAUGUUGCUGUUGGGAUGAAUGGCAAUUCGUUGCAAGGUGCUGGUGGGAUUGGAAAAGAAAUUGCUGAAUGUUUAAUAAACGGCGAAUCUACGCAAGAAGUGCUCCCAUUUAGUGUGCAACGAUUUCUUGAUUUACACAACAAUAAACAAUAUUUGCAACACAGAGUGAAGGAAGUAGUCGGUCGAAAUUAUGCUAUAUUGUAUCCUCAUCAGUCUGAAUACAAAUAUGCCCGUAAAUUACGUUGUUCGCCUUUGUAUUCAGUUCUGGAGGAACGUGGAGCAAUUUUUGGUGUAAAAAUGGCUUAUGAACGUCCUCUUUACUUCGACUCUACUUACGAACGUGGACAGAAAAAACCGGUCAUGCCAAAAGGCAGCUUUUACAAACCAAAAUUCUUUGAUUUUAUAAAAGAGGAGUUUAUGGCAUGUAGGGAAAGCGUUGGAAUCAUUGACAUGAGCUCGUUUUCUAAGAUCGAAAUCAAGUCUAGUCGCAAAGAGGUAGUAGAAUAUUUACAACGUUUAUGUUCUAACGAUGCCGAUAUACCAGUCGGUGGUAUAGUUCAUACGGGAAUGCAAAAUGAAAAAGGCGGUUACGAGAACGAUUGUAUGUUAGUGCGACAAGAUACAAAUAGCUAUUUUAUGGUCUCACCCACGUCGCAACAAACACGUAUUUAUCAGUGGAUGUCUAGACAUUUGCCAGCUGAUCACUCAGUAGGUCUUAACGACGUGACUUCUAAGUACACGGUCAUUAAUCUAGUAGGUCCCAAAGCUACCGAUCUACUUUCAGAGUUAUCCAACUCUGAUAUCAAUCUUUCACCUUUCACUUAUAAAAUGGUAAACGUCGCAUACGCUUCCGAUGUUAUGGUAAUGGCGUUCACGCAUACCGGCGAGUCUGGCUAUUGCCUCUACAUACCCUCGGAAUACGCGCUACAUGUUUAUUCGACAUUAAUGGCUACGGGAAAGGAUUAUGGGGCGAGAGACGUUGGUGUUCUCACGCAACGUUUUAUGAGGAUAGAAAGAUUUAUUCCAUUUUGGGCUGAGGAACUAACACCGUAUGUUACGCCGUUCGAAGCUGGGAACAGCUACAGCGUAAGAUUGGAUAAGGAUUAUUUUAUCGGUAAAACCGCCUUGCAACAUCAGAAAUUACGCGGAGUGACAAAGCGAUUAGUUUUGUUUGUACUUAACGGUAUGGAUUUGAACAAAGACGUGUGGGCCUGGGGUGGUGAGCCGAUAUAUCGAAAUGGCGAAUUUGUUGGCACUGUUACAUCAGCCGGCUAUGGUUUUAACACGGAGAAACUCAUUUGUCUCGGAUUUAUUAGCCUACCCGGAGCAAAGCGAGACACAAACGUUAUUACCACCGACUUUAUAAUGACUCCAUCGGCAUAUUACGAAAUCGACAUCGCCGGAACCAGAUUUCCCGCUAAACCCCACGUCAAUCCGUUGCCCAUACCGUUAAAUACUAAAUUAAAAAAAUAUAUUCCUACUCCAGUUGUGUCGUAUCAAAGCGAUGUCUCAAAAUAAGUAAUAUUCUAGUCAGUUUUGUUUUUUUGUUUUUUUUUUAAUUAUCUCGCGAGAUUCAUCACCGAAUAUAGAUAAAUAUUAUGUUCCUUGUAUUAUUCUAUGUACGUAAUGCACAAUAUUGCUCACAUGUAACAAAUAUUGUAAUAUAGAGCUGACACAAGUAAGAUAAA